AGAUAUCAUCGCCAUGGGGGAUGAUGCGCAGGCGGCUCCGUGCGCACAGGCCGGUAACGGAAGGCGCUGCACUCUAAAUGGAACCGAGUGCAGCGGUGGUUGGCCCGGGCCGAAUGACGGCAUUACCCACUUUGACAAUCUGGGAUUUUCCAUGAUCACGGUAUACCAGUGCAUCACCACUCAGGGCUGGACGGAUGUUCUGUACUGGGUAAAUGACGCGAUUGGAAUGGAGUGGCCCUGGCUGUAUUUUGUGACUCUGAUUCUCUUGGGCUCGUUCUUCAUCUUGAAUCUGGUUCUGGGGGUUCUGUGUGGGUAAGUCCAAACAUUUGUGGUCUUCAAAUCAGUAACGUUCUACUGAUAUUGUCCACAUUUUAGAAUAAUGGAAAAAAUUAGUUGGUGUGUCCCAACUUUU
Sinocyclocheilus rhinocerous is the source of this 412-nucleotide messenger RNA. Its product is annotated as voltage-dependent L-type calcium channel subunit alpha-1S-like. Gene Ontology annotation, molecular function: monoatomic ion channel activity. Bases 14 to 316 code for a protein of 100 amino acids. Gene Ontology annotation, cellular component: membrane. Lineage: Eukaryota; Metazoa; Chordata; Actinopteri; Cypriniformes; Cyprinidae. The record is from RefSeq and is a predicted model, not a curated record. The transcript is spliced from 2 exons. Gene Ontology annotation, biological process: transmembrane transport; monoatomic ion transport.